AUCGAUCACCUACCCGACCACCUCCUCGAUCACCCACUCCUGGAGCGCGGAGUAACUCCUCUGAAAGGCGCUGCGCCAGUGUCGCCACGAUACGGGACGCGCUGCGCGGCAGUCGCUCGCAGGUCCUUGCUGCGGUUUAUUCAUUUGCGUGAGGCUCUCGGUGGCGAAUUUGGACGGGAAACUUCAAUGUUAUGUCGAGGGCGCCCGCGAGGCGGUGAAAGGACGCGGCGGUCCGUGGCUCGUGCUCUAGCUAGCCGGGCAGCUGGUGGUGGUGACAUGUCCGUGCGCGAGCGCCGCUACUACUAGCUACCUGGUGCGUUUGCAGGGGCUACUGCUGCUUCUGCUUCUUCUCGUCUCGGCGGCUUAACUUUCGGAUGAAAUUCGAGUUCCGAGGAGGCGAACCGGACUGCGGGGACCAGGGCUGAGGACGCCCGUUUUCGGGAGCGAGCCGAAGUGGGAGGAAGAGAAAAAUUCCGCGUGUAAGACGAGAGAACUAGUAGAGCAGCUGGAGCGAGACCUUCCUCAUGGCCAACGAGCCCAUCAUACUGAACGUGUAUGACAUGUACUGGAUCAACGAAUUCACCACCUCUCUGGGAAUCGGGGUCUUUCACUCAGGGAUAGAGGUGUACGGCAGAGAGUUUGCCUAUGGAGGACACCCAUACCCCUUCUCAGGGAUUUUUGAGAUCACCCCUGGAGACGCCACAGAACUUGGGGAGACCUUUAAAUUCAAAGAGGCCAUCGUCCUGGGCAGCACGGACUUCACGGAGGACGAUGUGGAGCGCAUUGUGGAGGAGCUGGGGAAGGAGUACAAGGGGAACGCCUAUCACCUCAUGCACAAGAACUGCAACCACUUCUCUUCAGCCCUCUCAGAGAUUCUGUGCGGAAGGGAGAUCCCGCGCUGGGUGAAUCGGCUGGCCUACUUCAGCUCCUGCGUACCCUUCCUCCAGAGCUGCCUGCCCAAGGAGUGGCUCACUCCUGCCGCCCUACAGUCCAGCGUCAGCCAGGAGCUCCAAGGUGAACUCGAGGAGGCCGAGGACGCCACCGCCUCCCUGCCUUCCUGCUCCACCUCGCCGCUGCCCAGGGCCGGCCGCCACCAGCCCCGCCGAUAGGCCACGCCCCCCCGCCUCCGUGCACUGACUGGUCUGGCCUCCCAUGCCAGUUAACACGGCCUCUCCUUACUGACUGGUGCUCAAGCAGCUGUGUGGACAAGCCCCGUCUUCUACCCAGCCAAGCCCUAAGCCAUGAGGCCGUGUCAUCACGGGAAAACAUUACUUACAUGUUACUUUUCUGACAGAAAGCUGGAGGAGACUUUAUUUUUUGUUAAUUUCAACACCCUAUGACUUUUUUUGUUUAUUUACUCAGGAUUCUUAAAAAUGUAGUCCAGUUUAUAUCCAGUGUUCUGUUAUAUCCAGAUGUUUUGUUUGUAUGCUUUCUUCUGUUUCUUUUCUAACGCUAUAGUGAUCACUCAGCUUUUUCAGAAUGCACGUAGUGCAUUUUAAAUCUUUUGUAAAAAAAAAAAAAAAAAUUAAAAAAUAAACUAAAAAGGCGUAUUUGCGCAAAAGGAGAGUUUGACCCGGGCCAAACACUACCAAGUGUUUCUUAUGACACUGCUAACAUCCCACUUUGGUGGCCGUGCCUGAACAUUUUUACGGUUGUCGAUCGCGGAGCUCUGCACUUUUUCUCUACGGUUUACCUGGUCGCCUACCCCAGGCAGCCGACUCCUUCGUACCCCUAAGAACCAGCUCCACAUGUUUGACACCCGUAGGUUUUUAGUCUUCUGUGUAGCAAAAAGCUUUGUAUCCCAUUUUAAAACGAUUAAACAGAGUAUACAGAACGCAGUGCUGUUUUCUCCUGGCGUGGUGAUUGCGGUCCUGCCCACCUGUACUCACUGUCAUUUCCUGCUU
Messenger RNA from Scleropages formosus (Asian bonytongue), 1904 nucleotides. It is a transcript of the gene desi2, whose product is annotated as desumoylating isopeptidase 2. The record is from RefSeq and is a predicted model, not a curated record. Gene Ontology annotation, biological process: protein deubiquitination. Bases 525 to 1109 code for a protein of 194 amino acids. NCBI's taxonomy places the organism in Eukaryota, Metazoa, Chordata, Actinopteri, Osteoglossiformes, Osteoglossidae. Gene Ontology annotation, molecular function: deubiquitinase activity. The transcript is spliced from 5 exons.